CGCACGAGAGCUACGGCCAUUAUCUUCUGCAGAUCCGAUUUUCUGGGGCAAAUUUGACCCGAACGUCAAUUUGAGGCCGAGACUCAGUCCUUCGAAGAUCCACACGUAUUUAUAAACCCGACGAGGACGAGCAGAAAACAAUUAUUCUUUGUUCAAGCAGGAGCAAUCGAAGAAGAAGAAGAAGACCCUGAGAAAUCCAUUUGAAAAAAAAGCACUUUUAGAAGAUGGCAGAAGGUGAGGAUAUUCAGCCUCUGGUGUGUGACAAUGGCACAGGAAUGGUCAAGGCUGGAUUUGCGGGAGACGAUGCCCCAAGGGCAGUCUUCCCUAGCAUUGUGGGACGCCCCCGACACACGGGAGUGAUGGUUGGUAUGGGACAGAAAGAUGCUUAUGUUGGCGAUGAGGCCCAAUCCAAGAGAGGUAUUUUGAGCCUGAAAUACCCAAUUGAACAUGGAAUUGUCAACAACUGGGAUGACAUGGAGAAGAUAUGGCAUCACACGUUCUAUAACGAACUUCGUGUGGCACCCGAGGAGCACCCAGUGCUUCUCACAGAAGCCCCUCUUAACCCCAAGGCUAACCGUGAGAAGAUGACUCAGAUCAUGUUUGAGACCUUCAAUGCCCCUGCCAUGUAUGUUGCUAUUCAGGCUGUCCUCUCCCUCUAUGCCAGUGGUCGUACAACUGGAAUUGUUCUGGACUCUGGGGAUGGUGUGAGCCACACUGUCCCUAUAUAUGAAGGGUAUGCCCUUCCCCACGCCAUCCUUCGUCUGGACUUGGCAGGACGUGACCUCACGGACUACCUGGUGAAGAUCCUGACCGAGAGGGGUUACAACUUCACCACCUCAGCAGAACGGGAAAUCGUGAGGGACGUGAAGGAGAAGCUGGCCUACAUUGCUCUUGACUUCGAGCAAGAGCUGGAGUCGUCGAAGAGCAGCUCAACCGUGGAGAAGAACUACGAGCUGCCCGACGGGCAGGUGAUCACCAUCGGCAACGAGCGGUUCCGCUGCCCGGAGGUCCUGUUCCAGCCCUCGAUGGUUGGGAUGGAAUCCGCCGGCAUCCACGAGACCACAUACAACUCAAUCAUGAAGUGCGACGUGGACAUCAGGAAGGACCUGUAUGGGAACAUCGUCCUGAGUGGUGGGACCACAAUGUUCGCCGGAAUCGCUGACAGGAUGAGCAAGGAGAUCACUGCGCUGGCCCCCAGCAGCAUGAAGAUCAAGGUCGUUGCCCCGCCGGAGAGGAAGUACAGUGUUUGGAUUGGUGGCUCUAUCCUGGCUUCCCUCAGCACAUUCCAACAGAUGUGGAUAGCCAAGGCAGAAUAUGAUGAGUCAGGGCCUUCAAUUGUUCACAGAAAGUGCUUCUAAACAUUUUGCUGCCACUGUGCCAUCAUCUUCAUCAUCAUCAUCAUCAUGAGAUUGAUGCAUAAGAUAACAACAACAACCUCAACAACAAGGAAGCUGUGUUAGUUAUGGAAACAGUUGCCCUUCAUUGCUGUUGCUGCUUCCAUUUUAUUUGUUUAUUUAUAUAUAUAUAUAUAUAUCAUAAUUAUAAUAAUUAUUGUUAUUAUUACUAAUACUACUACUAUUUAUGAAGUUUAAUUCCAUUGGGUUUUGUUUAUUUAUUUAUUAUUCUAUUAUUUUUAAUGUAAAAGUGUGUGGACACACACUCACUCAACAAACAAGAGUAGAGUAU
Molecule: messenger RNA, 1686 nt
Organism: Cuscuta campestris
Lineage: Eukaryota; Viridiplantae; Streptophyta; Magnoliopsida; Solanales; Convolvulaceae
Source: the annotation of a GenBank genome assembly